AUGUCGGAUGCGAGUGGUGAGAUGUCUGGCAUGGUUGGAAAAGGGCAAGAUGGUGCUGGUUCAAGUUUUACCGCCGGAAAUCGAUCGCAUCAAUACAAUCCUUUCAACAUCUCUAGCACCUGUACCGCCAUUACCGUCGCCGUCGAGUUCGACGUUCUCGAGACGGCCCGUAUGCUGGAGACACAGCUACGCGAAAUCGAGAGUCUCUGCCAAGAAGCCAAGUCUGCUUGUGACAAGAACAAGGCGAGAAAGAAGGCUCCCGAGAAACACUUGUCGUCCCUCAAUGCCCAGCUUCAGCUGGAGACUGCGGAAACGGAAAGGUUUUGUGGCAGGCUCGCGUCGAAGUCGCCGCCAAUCUUUCCCGACCUCAGUCCACGCUCACUCGACUCUCACUUUCACGUCUUUACUGACAAACCUGACCAUAACAACGACACUUACACGUUCACUGGCAACGCAUGGACGAGCCACGCAGUAUCUGAGCCCACCGCCCUCGCAGCGUCCGCGUUCAUCUCUCAUCCCGAGUCGUUUAGCGACACAUACGUCUCUGCUGAUGGCGCUAGGCGACAGACUACGCUGCUGGCCUCCGACAGCCAAACGAACUUCCAGCACAUUCCUUUACCACCUGUUCAACACCUCGCGUAUCAGUCAAUUGGACUAGAUGCGCCAUACAACAGCCUGGUGUCCCUGAAAAGCCAGUGCCCUAGCACAGAUGCCGCGCUUUCUCCAUCUGCCUAG
This is a messenger RNA of Guyanagaster necrorhizus, 735 nucleotides long. RefSeq lists its product as uncharacterized. Bases 1 to 735 code for a protein of 244 amino acids. The record is from RefSeq and is a predicted model, not a curated record. NCBI's taxonomy places the organism in Eukaryota, Fungi, Basidiomycota, Agaricomycetes, Agaricales, Physalacriaceae. The transcript is spliced from 2 exons.